Messenger RNA from Fusarium venenatum, 696 nucleotides. RefSeq lists its product as uncharacterized. The record is from RefSeq and is a predicted model, not a curated record. NCBI's taxonomy places the organism in Eukaryota, Fungi, Ascomycota, Sordariomycetes, Hypocreales, Nectriaceae.
AUGGAUACCAUCAAGAACAACUCCACCGUUUCCGCUGUUGAGGUCAAGUCCUUCGAUGUCAACGCUGCCCGCGGAUCCGCCGUAAACACUGCCGUCAAGAUCUUUACCAUUGAUCAAGGGCACGUCAAUCUCCCCAGCGACCUCAACCCUCUCGACGCCCUCUCCAGCAUCCUCCGCAGUAUCUCAUCAGUCUUUGAGCUCGACGUCUGCGCCGACCUUGACCUGAACUGUCGCAACAUCCUCCACCGUAUCCUCCAAUCCAUCUUCGACACAAACACACAACUGCUUCUAGAACAGGAGACAUCCGAGUUUUUUGCAAACCUCAGCUCAAAACAAAAGGCUCGCAUUGUGGCCCAGGCCAUUGCUGCCUUCACCAUCAUCUUCCAGCGUCUAGCGCAGACGGGCGAGAAGGUUAACUAUGGCGUUCUCAACCGCGAGGCCCAAUUGUUCACCGAGAGCGAUCAGCGAGCUUUGAUGCAAAGCCUCAUCGAGGGCGAUAGCGUGUUUGAGGAUUGUGCGAAGAAGAGCGACAUCGCUGAGGCCAUCCUCACUACCAUGGACGCCGAUGAAGACGCCGCGAUACCUCAGCCCAUUGCCGCUGACGACAAGCAAGAUUUCAUGUUCUCACCCAGUGCCGCUCUGGAACACAAGAACAUGGGCGUUCCCUGGGGUUUCAGCAUCAUGACGAUCAACUAG